UACAGCCUCCUAUACACAAAAAGAUUUUAAUAGUCAUUAGUUGAAAAAUAUUGUAUGUCUACAUUUUUGUCUGGCACAUAAAAAUCAGCUAAUGAAGUAUGAAAAUCCCCAGCUUAACUGACACUGUAACCUAUCGUUUUGUAUACACGUGGAGCAGUUCUUAACCCAUUUGCAUCAUUGCGCGGAAUAUUCCGCGAACCGCGACAGUCGACUAUCACCAAGCGCGGAUUAUUCCACGAGCUGCGACUGUCAGCUAUCACCAAGCGCGGAAUAUAUCGCGAAGCUCGACAGUCGACUAUCACCAAGCGCGGAAUAUUCCGCUAGCUUACGUUGUCUUUUUUGUAUUUAGUCGGAAAAUAUCUUUUAGUUGGGACAGAUCACGUUUAAUCAUUUGUGAGAGCGUUUCAGUUCAUUCAGUUUAAUAUACAUCAUUCUAAAAAAGUUUUACUUUUUCUGUGAAAAUCUUUCAAACUGUCACUAUGAUUGCCCCAAUGGAUUUUGAGUAUCCUGAUUCGGAUUCAAGUAUUGACGAGGUACGACGUCCUAGAAAACGUUGCCAGAGGAUUUCGUCAAGUUCUGAUAAGGAAAAUGAACAGUGCGAUAGUUUUAUAAAUGAAGAGUACGUGUGGAAAGCCGAAAAUCAUACUCCCAUUAUACAUCCUUUUUCAAGUGCGGGUGGUGCAACCGUAAAUACACAAGGUCUGUCUAGAAGGGAGGUUUUUGAACUAUUUUUUAACAAGGAGUUGAUUACAAAAAUAAUUACCGAAACGAAUAAAUAUGGAGCAAGUGACGCAGACUUUAUACCUCUUGAAGAGAACGAAUUAAAAAUAUUUAUUGCCUUAAAUAUUUUAAUGAGCCUAAUUUCCAAGCCCACGAUUCAAAGCUAUUGGUCGGCAGAUAAAAGUAUAGAAACUCCGUAUUUUAAGAAUAUCAUGAGCCGUAACCGAUUUAUUUCUAUCUCCCAAAAUUUACACUUUUCCAGUACAGAUAAUCCUAAUGAUGCACUGACUAAAAUUCGAGAAGUUACUGAAAUUGUAAAGAAAACUUUCAUUCGCAUGUAUGUCCCAAAUAAAAACAUUUCCAUUGAUGAAUCACUAAUGGCAUCUAGAAGUCGUUUACAUUACAUACAAUUUAUUCGAACAAAACGUGCGAGAUUCGGUGUCAAGUUUUAUAAACUUUGUGAUUCACAAUCGCGAUACAUACAUAAUUUCAAUAUAUAUACAGGAAACGAUAAAACUGAUACAGGAUCUGCUACCAGAAAUGUUGUAGCCAAUUUGUUAAAAGAGAGUCAAUUAUUGCACAAGGGGUAUUGCUUAUUCCUUGAUAACUGGUACAGUUCACCAACAUUGUAUCGAGAAUUAUUUAACAUGAAAACAAAUGUAUGUGGUACAGCGAGAAUAAAUAGGAAAGGGAUGCCACCAGAAUUAAAAUCACACCUACUACAAAAGGGGGAAGCUGUUAUAUUUAGUACAAAAGAGAUAGCGGCGAUAAAGUGGAAGGACAAAAAAGAUGUCGUUAUGCUAACUACUAUGCAUGAUUUAAAUUUUGCUGAAACAGGGAAACGAAGUCGAUAUACUGGAGAAAAGAGUUUGAAACCAACCGCAGUAGCAGAUUACAAUAAAUAUAUGGGUGGAGUUGAUGUUGGUGAUCAGAUGUUCAAAUUUCGUACUAUUCGACGAUGUAAAAAAGCCUAUAAAAAAAUAUUUUUUUAUUUUAUUGGCAUGAUGUUGCUGAACAGUUAUAUAAUUUUUAAAAAUAAUAAGAAAGAUCGAGCGUUUCAUGUGUUUAAACAGUUAUUAUCAGAAGAAAUUAUUGAUAAAUUUUUACCCAACAUAAAUGUAAAUAAGGCAUCUGUCAAUGAUACCAUUAUGCGAUUUACUGGCAGGCAUUUUCCUGUACGGAUACCUGCAACUCCAGCAAAGGGGAAUAAAACUUCAAAACGAUGCGUUCUAUGCUUAAGUAAGUCAAUUCGACGGGAGACAGUCUUUAAAUGCCAUGUUUGUGAUAAAGCAUUAUGUAUUGACCACUUUAAAGAAUUUCACGAACGUUAAUUUAUUAAUAUGCUCAUUUAACUUAAAUAAAUUUAUUUUAUUAUAAAAAAUA
Megalopta genalis is the source of this 2103-nucleotide messenger RNA. Lineage: Eukaryota; Metazoa; Arthropoda; Insecta; Hymenoptera; Halictidae. The record is from RefSeq and is a predicted model, not a curated record.